GAAGUAUUUAAAGGAGACUCUAGAGGUCUAGGAAGCCUAGAGGCCAAGAAGCUGAGUCUUUACCAGGAUGCCCUGUAGGCUGUUGCCACUUGGCCUGCUGCUGCUCUGCUCCAGCACAUACUGCUCCCUGGGCUGUGACCUGAAUCAGGGGAUACAAAAAGACAUCUCGCUUCUCAAACAAAUCCACACAUUUUCCCUCUGGCCGUGUCUGAAGGACAGGACCAACUUCUCCUUCCCAAGGAAAGCCAUGGAGAGCAGCCAAUUCCAGGGGGGAAAUGUCACAGUUAUGCUUCAUGAGAUGCUCCAGCAGAUCUUUACCCUCUUCAGCCUCAAUACUGCUCCUGCUGCUUGGGAUCAGACCCAGCUCACGAAACUGCUCCUUGGACUGGACCAACAAAUGGAAAUCCUGGAAAGGUGUCUUGGGCAGGAGGCAGAGUGGCAAGAGCCUUCCUUGGUAUGUGACCACAACAUGCUAGCCCUGAAGAGCUACUUCCAAGGGAUAAGCCAGUACCUGCAGGCCAAAAGAUACAGUCUUUGUGCCUGGGAGAUUGUGUGGAUAGAGAUCAGAAGGCUAUUUCUCUUCAUAAACGAACUCACCAGAAAUCACAGAAACUAAAGAAGCAGAAAUGGAUGCUCAGAACACAUCAGUGCAUUGAUUGCUUUCCUCUUUCCUAACACCAAGCACUCCAUCUAUGGAAAACACAUUUCUCCAAAAGAACUGAAGUACACCUGCAUCACUGAAUGAUUGUAGAACAGUGACUUCACAUUCAUAUGCUGAAAGAGGAGAAUCCAGAGAAUUGUCUGAACACUUGAGUUAUUAGACAUUUCAUAAGUUGCAUUUAGUUAUAAUAUUCAUCCUGUUCACAAUGCAGACACUAUUUACUUUUGGAGAAUGAUCAUAUUCAUCGGGUAUUUAUGUGGCCUACUCUUCAUUGUUAUAUUUAUAUAUUAAAAACCCUUUUUAAUCAAAAGUAUUUGAUGAGUCUUUGGUCACAUAGCUUGUAAGGUUUAUAUGCAUAUUUGGAAAAGAACUAUAUGUGCAUGGUCUUGGAAAGCAGAAUGGGGAAUUGGGGGGUUUGAUCAUCAUUUCACACCAUACGGUACAAUAAGCACCAAAGAGAAACAACCUGUAGGCAAGAAUUCAAAUCAUGUGAAAGAUCCCCUUCAAAACUAUGGAUAAAGGAAAAGGGAGGGUUUUUUGUUUUUUCCCCCUUCAAUCUUUUCCAA
Messenger RNA from Dromiciops gliroides (monito del monte), 1227 nucleotides. RefSeq names its product interferon alpha-3-like. Bases 68 to 616 code for a protein of 182 amino acids. Gene Ontology annotation, molecular function: type I interferon receptor binding; cytokine activity. The record is from RefSeq and is a predicted model, not a curated record. The transcript has a single exon. Gene Ontology annotation, cellular component: extracellular region. Gene Ontology annotation, biological process: cytokine-mediated signaling pathway; response to exogenous dsRNA; natural killer cell activation involved in immune response. NCBI's taxonomy places the organism in Eukaryota, Metazoa, Chordata, Mammalia, Microbiotheria, Microbiotheriidae.